GGUUUUUCAAGCGUGCGCUGGACAGCACCUCUGAGUCCAGCACUGUGGCUGUACGCUGGCUGUAGUCGCGCGUUAAUAAUAGGUGCGGGCUUUCGUUGGCCGCAGUCGCGCCUGUGACGUUGUGGAAGGUGCACGAGCUCGUUGCUGCAGUCGCGUGUGUGCGCACGUUAAAAGGUGCGCGGAGCUCGUUGGCUGCAGUCACUAUGUGCGCACUGGAGGUCAAAUCCUCGGCAAGGGGGUUAAGUAAACCCAAGCGGCCACAGCUUGAGCAACUCUGUAUAUUUAUAAGGUACCUUGCUAGCAAGUACCAAGUACCAAAGCGCCAGCAACAAAACAAUCCGCGGGGCCCUCGGAAUAUAUCACGCCAACGCAAAACUUGUGCGUGGAGGUCCGCACCGCUCGUUGGUUCUAGCGUGCAUAAACCCCACCAGUGCUGACAGCUUUUAGCAUUCGAGAGAGGACCUCUUAAAAGCAAUCAGAAUUCAGGCUUAGGCUCCUACGUCGUGGGUCCCGCUACCAGAUAUCAUAGCUGAAGAGAAAUAAUGUACCGCCACGCGUUCCGAGUCCUCGCCCAGCGCGCGCCGGUCGCGACGGCCGCGGCGGCGACGGCGCUCGUGGUCGCGCCGCCGAGCCGCUGCGACUGGUGGUCGUCGAAGACGCCGUCGGCGCCCGCGCCCGCGGCGGUGGCGGCGCCGCCCGUCGUCGAACCCAAGACCGGCGUCGAGUUCCCCGCGGAGCAGGGCGGCCUCAAGCUCGCGGGCUGCGGCGUGCGCGUCUGUGUGGAAAUCAAAAUUUUAUGGCGCGUCGACCUCCACGUCAUCGACGCGACGCCUGCUCGAUAGCGUGGCGGUGGUGGUUCCUCACCGCUCGACGGAGCCAGCACGGCCGCGUCAUCGCCGAGAAAUGACUUAGUGAAGAAUUGUCGGGUGCACCCGACGCACUGUUUGAUUUCCACACAGGUGCGCGUCAAGUACGGCUUCAUCAAGGUGUACGCCGUCGGCGUGUACCUGUGUGGAAAUCAAAUUCGGGCGCCCCACAGAUGUUGUCUCCGUAGCUGCGUCUGUGCGAUGGCGUGGCGAUUCCACGCCAUCGACGCGACGUUGUCCUUGUGGCUGCGCCGGUUCGAUGGCGUGGAGGUCCACGAAGGUCCACGCAAUAUUUCUCAGGAUAACCUAGCUCACUGCUUGAUUUCCACACAGGCGUGUACGUGUCGCCGCGCGUCGCGCUGGACAAGCGCGCGGCGUCGCCGCUCGCGGCGCUGCGGACCGCGCGCCGCGACGGCGCCGUCGUCGAGCUGCGCCUCACCAUGGCGCGCGACGUCCCCAAGAAGACGUUCGUCGACGCGCUCGCCGAGCAGAUCACGCCGCGCGCCGGGGCGCCCCAGAGCGACACGUUCGCCGCGGCGAUCACGGGCGGCCUGCGCGACCCGACGCCCGAGGGCUCGACGACGACGAUCCGGCUCGAUCCCGACGGUACGAUCCUGUGCGCAAAUCAACCAGUGAGUCGGGUGCACUCUUACUCUGCUGCAGCGCGGCCGCGAAGACUGAAUCGAGGGGCGCAAGACCCACACCGCCACGCCGUCGAGCUGGCGUCGCGUCGAGUCGCGCCGCGACAAUUUGAUGUACGCACAGGUACGAUCUCGGUCCUCGACGACACGGGCCUCGUCACCGCGCACGUCGUCGUGCCGGCCGUCUGCGACGCGUUCCUCGACAUCUACCUCGGCGCCGACGGCAUAUCGCCGACGACCCUCGAGGCCGUCAAGGCCGGGCUCGAGAAGUUUUGAGCGCGGCCCCCUCGGGCAGAAUAUAAGGUCUCGUCUGC
This is a messenger RNA of Pelagomonas calceolata, 1821 nucleotides long. The record is from the annotation of a GenBank genome assembly. NCBI's taxonomy places the organism in Eukaryota, Pelagophyceae, Pelagomonadales, Pelagomonadaceae.